AUGACUUUGUAUCGUGAUCGGAAGGGACGCUUUCACUUUGGCACAGUUGAUUUCCCUUCCCAUCUCCUGAACCAGUUGGGAAACAAACUUCUGGAAAUGUUUCAGAUGCAAGACGGGUUACAGGAUGCAUUUUUUGUUCAUGAGCUACGAGGAACAAAAGGCGCAUCUCAUCACGAUCCAUGCGAUGCUGGGGCAAGACGCUCGGCUCUCAAUACUGUUUUCCAUUUUUUUGACCAGUCGCUUGUCAGGCCAGAGGACUGGGUGGUUGAUAUUGGACUGGAAAUCCAACACGAAGGUCACAUAUUGCAGUGGCUUACCAAAGGCCACCGUCGUUUACUGCAAUUCCUUUUGCCAUCCAGUGCGGAACACAAAAUCGAUUCCAUUCUUGCUUCUCAGACUCAAUAUCAUUGCGACCUCUCAGCACAAUUAGAAGAUCUCGGAGGAUUCCGGGCCCUUCCAGGCUCUCGUGGAAAGGAUGAUAAAGUUUACUAUAUAAACGCCUAUACAACGGAUAAAUGCGCAACCUAUCAGCUCCAUGACGGCAUUUUCAAGCGUCGCCAGGCCUGGCACUUAUUCCCAGCAAGCAUAGGGAAGCUCGUAAGGGAUCUCGAGCGCAUUGCAGAGAUAUUUCGUGUUUGUGGAAAUUCUCCCAAUGUAGGUGGACAUGAAGGCAACGCACGGCUGGAGAUUCGUGUACCAUUCAGUCUGGCAGACCAAGUGCUUUUGCAAAUUCCAGAUAGUGUAAUACAAGAUACGCUUGUUACCUUUGAUUGCAAAUUAUUUUGGUACUUCAAGUACUACCGUAUGGCUGCACUGUACCAUGUCGUCAAAAACCUACAGAAUGCAAACCGAGCUGCCCGUCUCCAGCAUGAGUCAUUGAAAUUGGGUGCUCUGGUUGCCUACCAAAUCAACGCUCUUAUUUACCGGCCGGCAGAGGGUCAAGCAGAGAAUAUCUUGCUAGAAGCCUCC
Messenger RNA from Suillus subalutaceus, 969 nucleotides. RefSeq lists its product as uncharacterized. The transcript has 2 exons. The record is from RefSeq and is a predicted model, not a curated record. NCBI's taxonomy places the organism in Eukaryota, Fungi, Basidiomycota, Agaricomycetes, Boletales, Suillaceae. The annotation marks the transcript as partial.